Closterium sp. Naga37s-1 is the source of this 1527-nucleotide messenger RNA. The record is from the annotation of a GenBank genome assembly. NCBI's taxonomy places the organism in Eukaryota, Viridiplantae, Streptophyta, Zygnematophyceae, Desmidiales, Closteriaceae.
AUGAGUCACUAUCAUGGAUUGAGCCACUUGGCGGCCGCUGGUAGGAUGUGCUCGUCGGCUGACGUGGCUGCUGCUGCCGCCGUGGCAUCAGCUCCUUGCUGGGAGAAGCUACUGACUGCUCCGUGGAUGCGAAACGGAGGAGGCGGCCAAUCCGUUCCAUCGCCAUCGCCAUCCCCGGCGGCAACGUCAGCGCCCGCGUCGGCGACGGCGGCGGCGGCGGCGGCGGGGGCGGCUCUCACGGCGGGUCAGGCCGCGCAGCAGCAGCGGCGGCGGAUGAUAAAGCUGCGAAUGGCGAGGCAGGCUGAGCGAGACCUGCUGGCGCGACUGCAGCGGGAAGGGGAGCGACAGCGAGGGCAACGCGGCCGGCCCACGGCAGGAGAAGCGGGGGAGGAGUUCUCGUUGAAGGAGGAAGAACUGAGGGCGUUUGCGCUACAGCCUGCUACAACUGCUGCUGCUGCUGCUACUGCUGCUGCUGCCACUACCGCUGCUACAACCGGCCAAGGAGUCGAUACAAUGACGGCGCAGGCGCAGGCGCAGGCGCUGCCAGCGCCGCAGCAACUGCCUCUGUCAGGCUCUACUACCGCCAAGGCCAGUGCGUAUCACCUCACGGGCUUGCCGCGCCACAUGGUUUUUCAAACCCUGGGCCGCACCGGUGGAUCCCGGGGCCGUGUGGGCAGAGGCGACGGGGCCAGUGGCGGAGGCGGAGGAGGUGGCGGCGGUGGGGGCCUGCAGCGAUGGUCAUCGCUGCCUGCUGGGCGAACGAGCUUGACGGCAGAAUUGCUGGAGAUGGCGCAAAUGGCGCAACUGGCACAAAUGGCUCAUAUGGGGAAGAUGCCAGAGAUGACGCAGAUGACGCAGAUGACACAUAUGGCACAGGCAAUGGCUUCUCCGAAUUACCCUCAUGGUGCUGGUAACCGCAAUACGGUCCCAGUUCCUCCAGCUCUCGUGCUGCCUAGCGAUCUGCUCGCAUCGCGGCGCACGCUCAGUCUGCCGCCCGACUCGCUGCAGGCAGCCUUGCGGGCGGCGCGGGCGGGCAAGGAGGGGGACGACAGCGCGAUGCUGUCCCGGGCAUUGCUGUCACCUGCAAAGAAGCAGCGCGGCUCCGGCUCUCCCUCCUCCGGUGGAACGGACCUUGCUGCCCGCUGCUCUCCCUCCUCCGCCGCCGCUGCCGCCGCCGCCACCACUGCUGCUGCUACCGCUGCUGCUGUUGCCAGCGACGGCCCGACGGGCCUCAGCAAGAAGACGAGGCGGCGGCGGCAGCACUCGCUGCUGGGAGAACUGGCAGCUGCUGCUAUGGCUGCAGGCAUCGGGACUGGCUUCCUGGCAAACCACAUUUUCCCUCCUACGCCCUCUCUCCCCUCUGCCACCAUCCAAGCCCGGCACAACCUCACCCACACCCUCAACCACACCCACACCCUCAACCUCACCCCCACCCUCAACCUCACCCCCACCCUCAACCUCACCCCCACCCUCAACCACACCCCCACCCUCAACCUCACCCCCACCCUCAACCUCACCCACACCUGA